Molecule: messenger RNA, 666 nt
Organism: Salvia splendens (bonfire salvia)
Lineage: Eukaryota; Viridiplantae; Streptophyta; Magnoliopsida; Lamiales; Lamiaceae
Exons: 2
Coding region: 1-666 (221 amino acids)
Source: RefSeq, a predicted model, not a curated record
AUGGUUGAUUUUGCCGUGGCCAUAGAGGAUUGUAGACUAAUGGACCCAGGCUUUGACGGGGCAGAAUACACCUGGGCUAAGAAUGGCCUUAUGGGAGUGUCGAACAACCACGAGGGUGGCAGAGCCUUCCGGUUCCAAAACAUGUGGGUACCGCAUGAGGGCUUUGCCGAGUUGGUACGAGAAGAUUGGAUGGCUCCCACGGAAGCCGAGGGCCUUCUCAACUUGAAGAUCAAGCUAGCAAGGAUUAAAAGAACGUUCAAACGGUGGAACAAAGAGAUCUUCGGGAAUAUUCACGCCAACCUCAAAACUUGUGAAGAGAACAUUGCCGUGGCUCAAUCUAAGUUUGAAGGAAACCCCUCGGCCCAGAAUAGAAUGGAGGACAAUAAACAAAUAGCCGAGUACAUCCUCCUUCUCAAGAUGGAGGAAGACUUUUGGCGUCAGAAAGCGGCUCUGCGAUGGCUGGACGAAGGGGACAAAAACACUAGAUUCUACCAAAUUUGGCUGAAGCAAAAGAGGAUUCGUUUACGAAUUCACAAGAUUAACUCCAAUGGGAGGGAACUUACGGAUGAAACGGAAAUCAAAGAAUUGGCGGUUGAGUUCUUCCAAAAUCUCCUUGCUCCAACCUACCCGGAGCUCGCUGAUCCGAACCUUAGCCUCUUGCAAUAA